This is a messenger RNA of Bactrocera latifrons, 1902 nucleotides long. RefSeq lists its product as uncharacterized. The coding region runs from base 525 to 1748 and encodes 407 amino acids. The record is from RefSeq and is a predicted model, not a curated record. The transcript is spliced from 7 exons. NCBI's taxonomy places the organism in Eukaryota, Metazoa, Arthropoda, Insecta, Diptera, Tephritidae.
GUUCAGUGGCGUAGAAACGUUGACACAAUGAGGUACGGUUUCAAAGUGUCGAUUGCACGGUGUUGAGAUUCAAAGCGGCCAAAUACGGACGCGAAACGCUAAUUUUAACAUUCAAAUCAAUAGAAGCAAGCGGUGGUUGUGCGAGCCUAAGAGCAACGCCUCCAAAAAAAUAAUUUAAAUUAAAUACAAAAAUAAAUAAAACAUUGGCGAUAAAGUGCGUGCCGUGCGUACGGUUCGUUUGUGUGUUUCGGUGAAAAUAUUUAAUUUUGAAUUUAGAAUUUCACUUGCACAUAUGUAUUUGUUGUUUUUGUUGAUUACUAAAAGUUGAACAGCCGAAACACGAUACUCGACGUUGAUUUUGCAUGAAAAUUGCACAGUUGUCGGCGGCUUGAGUGAGGAAACAAAAAACAUUUUAAACUAAAAAUACAGUUAUUGAAACUUUGAACACAUUUAUUGUGGUGAAACCCGACUGAAGUUUUUUGAAACAUAAACAAUUGAUAUUUCUUGGAAUAUAGCAUGUCAACAUGGAACUGAUAAGAAAGUAUAAACAAGGAAACCUCACCACUGCCGACGUGCGCACUUUAAAUAAUGCCGUUAUAUGUUUUAUGGUAGUUCUCGCAUUAACCUCCAUUGUUUGGAGCGUUACCAUACAUAUAAUUUCCGGUGACUUUUAUCAUGGCAUUCUCGGCGCCAAAUUGGCAUUCCGUGAGCGAGAUUUUCGACAAAUGGAUGAACAUUCCAAAGAGAUUUUCUACCAUGACUUGGACAAAUUGAUAAAUGAAACAUAUAUCGAAAUUGAUGUGGACGAACAGGUAGAGGAUGACGAAACCACGCUGACGCCAUUGGAAUCUAAUGCCACCACCAAGCAGCCCAAGGUGCGCAAAACCUAUCACAUUUUCCAAUUGGUACGACCCGACAAAGACGAAAAUAAAUCCGAAGAGGACGUGUUGUCGGAGGAGGUGAGCACUACGGCGCUGCCAGCUGCGAAAUUCAAUAUGACGCAUGAUCGCCAGUUUUUGGCUACAAUGAUGCUGGACGUACACAAAACACGUUGGCGCCAAAGCGCCGCCGUUCAAUUCAUUUAUAGCUUUCCUUUUUUGUCGGAAAUCUUUGCGAUAAUAUGGACUGCAAUGUGUUUAAUAUUUCAAUCGGGUGUGCAAAAAUAUUGGGGACUUCCGAAACCGUGGCGUAUUGUCAUACCCUCCAUACUGGUAUUCUCCCUCAUGACACUGGGUACGCUGAUCUACACAAUUUUGGCCAGCACCUAUUUAAAGAAUCUCUGCAAUGGACUGCGUGAAAAUUUGACAAAGCCCGAUGCGAUCACCUGCGGCCAAGCCAUCUCCGUGCUGCGUCCCUUCAUUCGACAACACGAAUUCAAACACGAUGUCUACUUGAAUCUCUUCCGUUUCGCCUACAUGUUCGCUUUGGUCUUGUGGCUGCUGGCACUGCUGUUGAUGUUGCUGCGCUACUUCUUCGCCAUCGAUUUCCAACUGUUGGAUGUACAAUCCUUGUAUGAUAACAAAUUGGCGCGUCGUUUAAGCCGUCCGGAACCGGAGUUUACGGAGGUGCUCUUGGACACAGCUCAGUCGCCCACUCUGCUACUGCCACGCCACGAUCGCAACAAGUCGGAGGAUGAUUUUCAAAGUGCCAAGUCGAAUUUGAGUGAAGUGGCAAUGCCGUUAAUCGACACCGGCAAGCCACGUUCAGUGCUGGUGCAGUAUGCGCCAACGCAGCAACGCGUGGUUUAGUUUAUACAGCACCUGACACUGUUAAGUAGAGGCUUAACCAAAUCUAAGUAUGUACAGGCGACAAGGUGGGAGACGCGUAUAAUUUUGCGCAGAAGCGUUUCAAAACAGUUUUACCUCAGGAAUCUUAUUUAAUUGAAAACUGCACAAUUUCUCA